This is a messenger RNA of Lactuca virosa, 1750 nucleotides long. The record is from the annotation of a GenBank genome assembly. Lineage: Eukaryota; Viridiplantae; Streptophyta; Magnoliopsida; Asterales; Asteraceae.
UUUUUUUGAAGAAGUAGGGCCAAAAGUCACAUAUUAUUCUCCAAAAUCGACUCGAAACCCCCUUCGACGUGCGAAGAAUCUCCGGACGAACGACGGCAUCAAUGGUUUGGGGCCUCUUUCCCUCCGACCCCCUUCCAGGGGAAGAAACUUAUUACUUCUUUAGCAAAGGGACAUAUAAAGUGGGGCGAAAAGGAUGUGAUAUAAUCGUUAAUAAAGAUAAAGGGGUUUCACGGGUUCAUGCAGAAAUAAUCAUUGAUGCCAUGAUUUCCAUUGACAAUAUUAAAAAGAAAUCAUCCAAAAUUAGGAUUAAAGAUUGCUCAAAGUAUGGAACUUUUAUCAGAAAGCCUCUUGGAUCUCAAAAAGAAAAAGUUCAUGAGUUUCCAAAUAAGGAAACAACAUUAGAUGAUGAAGACCUUGUUUCAUUUGGAACUGGUAAUGCCACUUACAGGUUUAGUUUUAUUUCCAUUGUGUUUUUUCUUUGUGGAUUUGAGUCUUCACGAUUAAAACAACUUAAAGAAAAGAUAUCAUCAAUUGGUGCUUCUAUUAGUAAUACAUGGAGCCCAAAGUGCACACAUGUUGUUCUUGAUGAUAAUGCUUCAGUAAAUGGUGUUCUAAUUGAUGCUAUAAUGUCUAAAAAACAUUUUGUCAGUUAUAAAUGGAUACAGUCACUUGCAGACAAACGUAUUGACACCAAAAUUCCCAUCUGCAAUUCUGAUCCUCAUACUUUGAUAUUGCAAGGAGUUUCUGUUAAAAUUGCUAACACUGAAUCUAGAGAAAAUUGUUUAAAUGGAUACACUUUUCUUCUGGAAUCAUCAGAAAAGUAUAAAGUUAAGGAAAAGUUGCAGCCAUUACUUGAAACAUUUGGUGCAAAAGUUAUUCCUGUUGAAGAAUUCAUUCCCCAAAGCCAGGGUUUAGAAGAAGAUGAAAACAAUCAUGUUGUACAUGUCAUCUCUGUUGAAGAGGGUUUUGAGUGUACACAUAUUAUUACAACUAUACCAAAAGUGAGUGAAAUAAAUUUGAUUUGUGCUACUUUAUCUGGACACCUGGAUCCUGUUGUUUUUGUAUCACCACCUGAACAUGUCACAUCUUCAUGCUCCACAGAUGAGACAAUUGUAGCAGAUUCAGAGCCAGAAAUAGAAAUCAUAUCAGUUUCUACAUCUUCUAAAAGUCAAAAAUUAGAAUCUGUUGAAGAUGAAAAAGGGAAAAUAUCUGUUUUUCAUAGUGUAGAAUCUGUUCAACAUGAAGUGGAAACUAUUGUUCAUGAUCCAAUAGAUCCAGUAAAAACCGAUGAAUACAUAAAUAUAGCCACAAAUGAUACAAAAGAUGAUGAAAUUACACCUGUAAAUGGGAUUUCAGAUGUUAUUUUUAGCCAAGAUUUGAUCAUUCGAGAUACAAAUUUACCAUCUUCUCUGCCUUCUCCUACUAAAAGCCAAGUUUUGGACUUUAAACGAUUUAAAAAGAUGGAAACUCAAUCAGGAAAUAGUUUCUACAAUCUUGUGCCUUUUUCAAAGAAUCCUUACAAAGGAUCUGAAUAUGAGAAUGAGGGAGUAGCGGAGUCUGUGAAGGAAGAAAAAAAGCGUAAACAAAGUGAGGCUGUUGCAGAUGAUUUAUUCAACAACGCUAAGGCCAAGAAGCGUGGAGCAGCUGGUUUUAUUCAGGGGCUUUUUAAUCGAAGAUGAUGUAGGUAUUGUAUGUUGGUUGUUUAGGAACAAAGUGUAAAAUUAUUGAAAAUGCUGAAAGGUUUUUGUAA